UCUAAGCCUACUGUGAAGCAUAUAGCAGAAUAAUUAUGUCAUAAUGAUAAUCUAAAAAAUGGGUUUCCUGAGAUCAAAUCUUCUUCACAAUGAAGUCAUGUAUGAUAAAGAAAAGAACAUCAUCAAUGGCAGUGUUAUUGUCCCAAAUCACAACCAUGAAGUUGAUCUUAUGGUACUUGGUUGUGGCACUUUGGUGCUUCUGCAAAGAUGUGGAAGCCUUACUUUACCGACAAAAAUCAGAUGGUAAAAUAGCAGCAAGCAGAUCAGGUGGCUUCUCUUAUGGUAGUUCAUCCUCUGGUGACUUGGACAGAAAAAAGCCACUCUUUAGCUUGGAAUUUGGUUCUCCAGGAGAGACUGAAGACAAGCCCAGACAACGUCAGGAUGCUGGGAGUUCAAAGUCAGAAGACACCCCAGCAGGUGGCUUUUUUCACAGAAGUUCAUCCUCCGGUGACUCAGACAGGAAAAAGCCAUUCUUUAGCUUAGGACUUGGUGCUCCAGGAAAGGCUGAAGACAAGUCCGGAGACAGUCAGGAUGCUGGAAGUUCAAAGUCAGAAGACACCCCACCAGGUGGCUUUUUUAAUGGUAGUUCAUCCUCUGGUGACUCAGACCAAAAAAAGCCACUCUUUAGCUUUGAAUUUGGUGCUACAGGAGAGGAUGAAGACAAGUCCAGAGAACGCUGGGAUGCUGGGAAUUCAAGGUCAGAAGACAGCCCAGCAGAUAGCACCAACACAAGAUAUGGUGCUGACUUUAGUAGCAGUGGUGCCUCUCUGGAUGUGGGAUUUGGUUGGGGGAUAUCUGAUGAAAAGGGAUUGGAAGUCAGUAAAGCUGAUGGGAGAGAAACUAGAGGCAGUGGAUCUGCUGGGGGUGAAACCAUAGUCUUUGGACCUGAUGCAGGUAGCUCAGUUGGAACUGGUUCUUCUGGUUUGAAACUUGGAGCAGGGAAAGGUGAUGCUGCAUUUAGUUUUGAAGUUUCUGAUUCGAAUUCAUUUGGUGACACUGGCAUUAGUAGCAAAACAGUUGAAGGAACUCAAACGAGUAGUUCUGGAGGAUCUGUUUCCAUUGAUCUAGGUGAUACCAGUUUCAGAAGUGAGAAUCAAUUUGUUGGUGGUGGCUCUCUAAAUUCGAUAUCCAAUUUAUGGGAUUCUGGUCAAGAGGGAUUUGGAAUCAAUGAAAUUGGAGGGAAUGGAAUGAGUGGCAGUGUACCUGCUAAGGCUGGAUUCAAAGGUUUUGGAUCUGAUUCAAGUAGCUCAGGUGAUUCAAGUGCAAGAAAUGGGUUUGAAAAUUCUAGUGGUAUCUCUGAAGAUUCAGGAGUCAUAUUGGGGUCAUCUGAUCAACAUGAAGUUGAACUCAGUAGAACUGGUGGGAAUAGAAAGAGAAACAGUGAACCUGCUGAGGCUGGAAACUUGAGUCCUGGAUCUGAUGUCAGUGACUCAGGAGGAAACACUUGGUCUUCUGAUUCUGGAAGUGGUGGAGGAAGUAAGAGUGCAGAUGGACUUGGUGUUGGUGCUUCUGGACUAAAGGAAUUUGGUGAAACUGGCCUUAGUGGUUCAGGUGUCACAAGCUCGUCUGAAUAUAGUACGUCUGGACCACUCAGUACUCCAGAAAAAGGAUCCCACAUUCCAGAAGCAACUCCAAAAUACUCAGAAACAAAUGCAAUUAUUGGUGAAAUAUCUACCUGGAGCAAAGGAGCAUAUAAAUCUUUCAACGGCCGCAUCUUUUUCUUUGAAUCUUCAUGCCCGUACACUUUCUGCCGUCACUGCGUUGAAUCUGGAGGGGAUUUCAAUAUUGAGAUCAAACGAAACAAUGAUAGUGAGAUUGAAAAAAUAACAGUUCUAAUUGACAAUAACGACAUCUCUAUUUUUGGUGACACCAUUUUAGUUAAUGGAGAAAGUGUACAUAUACCAUAUAACAAUAAGUUGAUUCACAUAAAAAAAUAUGGAGAACAUAAUGUUCUGAAUAGCCGUAGAGGAAUCCUGACUUUAAUGUGGGACAAAAAUAACAAACUCUCACUCACUCUUCACAAGCAGUAUCCAACUUGUGGUCUUUGUGGUAACUUCAACAGCACUCCAGGGCAAGAUAUUAAUGAGCACAUUGCCAAUAGUAAAAUUCCUGGUGAUUGUCCCAAUGCUGUUGGUAAAAGCUAUGAAGUUUGUGAAGAUGGAAUACAGCACUGUAACAAAAUUAUUGGAACCUACUUUGAGAAAUGUGGAAAGGUUGCUGCUCUAUCCAAUGACUACAAAAUGAUCUGCAUUGAUGAAUACUGCCAAACUAGAGACAAAACAUCUACAUGUGACACUUAUUCAGAACUGUCCCGCCUCUGUGCCUCAGAUGGUCCUGGCACCUUUGAAUCCUGGCGAAGCGAUUCCGAUGUGGUUUGUGAAACACAAAGAUGUCCAGAACAACAUAUCUACAAAGAAUGUGGACCCUCCAACCCUGCAACUUGUUCUAAUGUGGCUCCUUUUCAAGACAGUGAAUGUGUGAGCGGCUGCACCUGCCCAGAAGGUUAUCUGUUGGAUGACAUUGGAGAGAAAGGAAAAUGUGUAUUAAAAGCUGAAUGUCCCUGUGAAUCCAGUGGAACAGUGUAUCAGCCAGGAGAAGUCCGAGAAGGUCCUUGUGGUUCUCAGUGCACAUGCCAAGAUGCCAAGUGGUCUUGCACCGAAGCAUUAUGCCCUGGAAGAUGUAAGGUGGAAGGAAGUUCCCUUACCACCUUUGAUGGUGUUAAGUACGACUUUCCUGGAAACUGCCACUUCCUGGCCAUUCACAAUGAAGAUUGGUCUAUUAGUGUUGAGCUCCGUCCGUGCCCAAGUGGUCAGACAGGAACGUGCUUAAAUAGCGUUACACUUCUCUUGAAUUCUUCUGUUCCAGUUGAUAAAUACAUAUUCAACAGUGAUGGAACAGUCACAAAUGACAAGAUUAGAAAUCAAGGUUAUUACUAUUCAGAUAAAAUACAGAUACUCAAUGCAUCUUCCUCAUACCUUCAAGUAGAAACAUACUUUCAUGUGAAACUACAAAUACAAAUUGUUCCUGUGAUGCAAUUGUAUGUUUCUAUGCCACCCAACCAAUUCACAGACACUGUGGGACUCUGUGGUUCCUACAACAACAAAGCAGAGGAUGAUUUCAUGUCAAGUCAGAAUAUAUUGGAGAAGACAUCUCAGGCAUUUGCUAACUCUUGGGAAAUGAUGUCCUGUCCUAAAGGAAACCCCUCUUCAUGUAUUAGUAUAGAAAAAGAAAAAUUUGCUGAAAGGCACUGUGGAAUUCUUCUUGAUUCAAGUGGGCCUUUUGCUUCCUGCCACCCAAUUGUGAACCCUAAACCCUAUCAUGAGGAAUGCAAAAAAUAUACUUGCACUUGUGAAAACAGUCAGGACUGCCUAUGUACAAUUUUAGGCAACUAUGUGAAAGCGUGUGCUGAGAAGGAAACAUACAUAGUGGGAUGGAGAACUGGCCUAUGUGAACAUUCUUGCCCAAGUGGCCUAGUGUUCAAGUACAAUGUAAAAGCCUGUAAUAGUUCUUGCCGAUCCUUGUCAGAAAGAGAUAGGAGCUGUGAUGUAGAAGAUGUUCCAGUUGAUGGAUGCACCUGCCCUGAUGAAAUGUACCAGAAUAAUGAAGGAAACUGUGUACUGAAAUCUCAGUGUGACUGUUACAUAAAUGACGAGGUCAUGCAACCAGGCAAACUCAUCCAUAUUGAUGACAAUAAAUGCGUCUGUCGGGAUGGAAUUCUUCUUUGCCAGAUUCCCAUUGAUUUAACCCUACAAAAUUGUUCUGGAGGGGCUGAGUAUGUAGACUGCAGUGAUCCCAAGGCACAGAGAAGAACCGACAGAACAUGCAGUACUCGGAACAUACCUGUUUUUGAUGAGAACUUGCCUUGCAAACGUGGGUGCUUUUGUCCAGAAGGAAUGGUUCGAAAUUCUAAAGGGAUAUGUGUCUUUCCUAAUGACUGUCCAUGCUCUUUUGGUGGACGAGAAUAUGAUGAAGGAAGUGUCACUUCUGUUGGCUGCAAUGAAUGUACCUGCAUUAAAGGGUCUUGGAGUUGUACCCAAAAUGAAUGUCAAACCAUCUGCCACAUCUAUGGGGAAGGUCAUGUUAGAACUUUUGAUGGGAAGAGUUACAGUUUUGAUGGUCUCUGCCAGUAUUCAUUUCUUGAGGAUUAUUGUGGUCAUGAAAAUGGCACAUUUCGUAUUUUAACGGAGAGUGUUCCAUGCUGUGAAGAUGGGCUAACGUGCUCAAGAAAAAUUAUAGUUGCUUUUCAGGAUCAGAAUAUUGUCUUGCAAGAUGGUAAAGUAACAGCAGUCAAAUCUACAGAAAGUAAGAAAUGUGAACUCAAUGCAAAUGCAUACUCCAUACAUACUGUUGGCCUGUACUUAAUUCUGAAAUUUCAAAAUGGAAUAAUCGUGAUUUGGGACAAAAAUACAAGACUGUCUGUUAUUCUGGAUCCAAACUGGAAUGGCAAAGUGUGUGGUCUUUGUGGAAAUAACAAUGGUGAUCUCAAGGAUGAUUUCACAACAAGAUACUCUUCAGUAGCUUCUGGAGCACUGGAAUUUGGGAAUAGUUGGAAAACAAGCCAAGAAUGUUCAGAUACAGUGGCUCAGACUUUCCCAUGUGAUUCAAACCCAUACUGUAAAGCCUGGGCUGUGCGGAAAUGUGAAAUCCUCAGAGACAGCACCUUCAGAGACUGCCACAACAAGGUUGACCCCAGUGCUUACUAUGAUGCAUGCAUUGAAGAAGCCUGUGCAUGUGACAUGGAGGGGAAGUACCUGGGAUUCUGCACUGCCGUGGCUAUGUACGCAGAGGCGUGUAGUGCAGUUGGAGUCUGUGUCUCAUGGAGAAAACCAAAUCUGUGUCCUGUCUACUGUGAUUACUACAAUGCGCCUGGGGAAUGCAGAUGGCAUUAUGAACCUUGUGGCACAGUGACUGCAAAAACAUGCAAAGAUCAGCUCGUUGGCCAGAAAUUUUCUUCACUUUUAGAAGGUUGUUAUGCUAAGUGCCCAGAUAGUGCUCCUUACCUGGAUGAGAACACCAUGAAAUGUGUCGGUUUAUCUGAGUGCAGCUGUUUCUAUAAUGAUGUCAUACCAGCAGGGGGAGUGAUUGAAGAUAAUUGUGGAAGAACAUGCUACUGUAUUGCAGGGCAGUUGGUGUGCAGUGAAACUGCUCCUACCAAUUCAACAUUUGCAGUUUCCACUACAACAGCUACCACCAUAUUAAGCACCGGAGCAGCAAUUACACUGGUUACCGGUGGCCCAAGCACAGCAGCAUCCAUUCCAGCAAUUACAACAUCAAGCAGUGAAACAACAGGAACAACUCUAGGUCCUCUCACCGAACCUUUUACUACAGGCAUUACUGAAACUUCAGCUCCCAUCAUCUCAACAUCUGGAAAUGCAGGCAUGACAGGAGUAGUGAGCUCCACCGUCACUGGUGCUUCAGGCAUGGCAGGAACAACUGGAGGAGUGGAUGCAGCCACCACUGGAGCUGCUAGUGAAAAUACAUCUGAGAGAGCAGGCACACCGAGGGUAUCUGGAGCAACCCCUGCAGUCGGAAGUGGCAGUACCCCUGGAGAAGCAGGCCCUGGAGCCACAGUUUCUGGAAGUACAGGAGUUUCUGCAGGCUCCACCACUGCCAGCCCUGGAGCCUCAGCCACAACCUCUGAAAGCAGCAAAUCAGGAACUACUGGACCCUCAGUGGGUGGAAAAACUGGAGCCACAAGCAGUGAAGCGACAUCAUCUGAAGGCAUGUCAGGUGUAACAGGACAGUCUCUUGGAUCUACUGCUGGAUCUGACAGUGAAAUCACAGCUAAAACAUCUUUCACUGGUUCCAGUCCACCUGGGAAACUCACCAGGCCAAGCCCGGGCUCACCUGGUCACUUUAGUGGUGGAACAACUGAAGGGGGAAAUGUAGCCACCACUGGAGCUGCUGGUGAAAACACUUCUGGAGCAUCAGGUUCAGCAGAAGGGUCUGUGGAAGCCACCACCAGCGCAGGCAGUGGAAACACAGCUGGAACAUCAGGUACUGGGGACACUGGCCCUGGAAACACAGCAGUCUCAGGCACACCUGUGGUAUCACCUGGAGCAACUCCUGGAGCUCCAGGUAGCAGCACCCCUGGGGAAGCAGACAUUGGAACCACCAGUUUUGGAAAAUCAGGGACCCCAACAGUAUCUGCUGCCUCAACUACCAGUAGCCCUGUGAGUAAACACACCGAUGCAGCCUCAGCCACAGCAGUGACAAUCUCUGGAAGCAAACCAGGUACACCUGGAACACCAGGUGGUGCAACUAGUGGAGGCAAAAUUACAUCUGGAUGGUCCAGCAGUGGCGCCAGCACGGGCUCUUCAAAUACACCAGGGGCAACUGGAUCAUCGACCGGACAGACAGAGACAAGUGGACCAUCAGCUAAAGUAACAGGGAAUUAUGGACAAUCAUCUGAAAUACCAGGGACAAUUAAAUCAUCAUCUGAUGUUUCAGGGACAAUGGGGCAAUCAGAUGCAACAUCUGGACCAUCAGUUGCAGUGACAAGCACUUCUGAACAAUCGUCAGGAGUCACGGUGGCAUCUGAACCAUCAGUUGGAGUAUCAGGGACAACUGGACCAUCAGCUGAAAUAUCAGGGACAACCAGACCAUUAGUUUCAGGGUUAAGGACAACUGGAUCAUCAGCUGAAGGAUCAGGGACAACUGGACCUUCAUCAAGAGAAUCAGUGACAACUAGACCAUUAGCUGAAGGUUCAGGGACAAGUGGACAAUCGGUUACAGGAUCAAGAGCAACUGGAUUAUCAGCUACAGAAUUAGGGACAACUGUAUCUUUUACUGGAGGAUUGGGUACAAGUAGAUCAUCUGCUAGAGAAACACGGACAACUGGACCAUCAGCUGAUGGGUCAGGAACAACUGGACCAUCUGUUGUGAGAUCAGGGACAACUAGAUUAUCAGUUGGAGUGACAAGAGCAACUGAAUCAUCACCUGGAGUGACAGGAACAACUACACCAUCAGCUGAAGAAUCCAGGACAACAGGACCAUCUGUUCUAGUGACAGGAACAACUGGACAAUCAGGCCAAGGAUCAGGGACAACUGGAAAAUCUUUUAUAGAAUCAGGACCAUCUGUUGUAGGAUCAGGGACAACUGGACCAACAUCUGCAGGAUUAGGAACAACUGUACCAUCAACCAGAAGAUCAAGCACAACAAAACCAUCAGUUGGAAGAACUGGGACAACUGGACAAUCAGGUGCAGAAUCAGGAACAACUGAACCAUCAGCUAGAGUGACAGAUGUAACUGGAACAUCAGCUGAAGUAUCAGGAAGAAUUGAACCAUCAGCUACAGAAUCAGGUACAAGUAGACCACUAGGUGAAACAACAGGGACAACUAUACCAUCAACGGAAGGAUCAGAGGCAACUGGACCAUCUGUCAUUGGAUCAGAAACAACUAGACUAUCAGUUAUAGGAUCAGGGACAACUGGAACUUCAUCUGGAGGUUCAGGUGCAACAAGAUCAUCAGGUGGAGGAAUGGGGACAACUGGACAAUCAACUGCAAGAUCAGAAACAACUGGACCACUUUUUGGAUGGACAGGAACAUUUGGGCAAUCUGCUACAGUGACUGAGACAUCUUCAAAUUCAGCUGGAGUGACAACAUCUGAAAAAUCACCUGGAGUGGCAAUGACAACAGGACUGUUGGUUGAAGGAUCAGCUACAACUCAACCACGUAUUUUAGAAUCAGAAACAACUGAAUCAUCAGCUGGAGUGAUAGUGACAUCUGGACAAUCAGCCAGAGUGACUGGGGCAACUGGACCAUCAGCUGGAGAGACAGGAACAACUGAACCAUCAACUGAAGGAUCAAUUGCAACUGUAUUAUUUGUUAUUGGAUCAGAAACAACUAGACCAUUAGAUAUAGGAUCAGGGACAACUGGAACUUUAUCUGGAGGUUCAAGUACAACAAGAUCAUCAGAUGGAACAACAGGGACAACCAGAAAAUCAACUGCAAGAUCAGAAACAACUGGACCACUUUCUGGAUUGACAGGAACAUCUGGGCAAUUGGCUGGAGUGACUGGGACAUCUUCAAAAUCAGCUGGAGUAACAGUGACAUCUGAAAAAUCAGCUGGAGUUGCAGUGACAAUAGGAUCAUUUGUUGAAAGACCAGUCACAACUGGACCACCUCUUUUAGAAUCAGAGACAACUAGACCAUCAGGUGGAGUAACAGUGACAUCUGGACAAUCAGCCAGAGUGACUGAAACAGUUGGAGCAUCAGCUGGAGUGAUAGGAACAACUGGACCAUCAACUGAAGGAUCAGGGGCAACUGGACCAUCUGUUGUGGGAUCAGGAACAACUAGACCAUUAGCUGGUGAAUCAGGUACAACUGAGUCAUCAGCUGGAGUGACAGGGACAAGGCCAUCAUCAUCAAGAGAAUCAGCAACAACUGGACCAUCAGAUGAAGGAUCAGGAACAACUGGACUAUCCGCUGGAGUGACAGUGACAUCUGGACAAUCAGUUAGAAAGACUGGGACAACUGGAGCACCAGCUGGAGUUACAGAAACAACAAGACCAUCUGUUGUCAAAUCAGGGACAACUGGACCAUCUGUUAUAGGAACAAGGACAACUGGAACUUCAUCAGGAGGAUCAGGUGCAACAAGAUCAUCAGGUGGAGAAACAGAGACAACUGGCCAAUCAGCUGUAAAAUCAGGGACAACAGAAUCAUUUACUAGGUUGACAAGAACAUCUGGGCAAUCAGCUGGAAUGACUGGGACAUCUGCACAAUCAGCUGGAGUGGCACUAACAAGUCCUUUUGUUGAAGGAUUAGUGACAACUGGAUCAUCUACUGUAGGAUUAGAGACAACUAGAUCUUCAGCUGUAGGAUCAGGAACAACUGGACCUCCUGUUGUAAAAGCACAGACAACUGGACCAUCAGCUGGAGUGACAGUGACAUCCAGACAAUCAGCUAGAAUGACUGGGGCAAGUGGACCAUCAGUAGGAGUGACAGGAACAACUGGACCAGCAAGUAAAGGAUUAGGGACAAUUAGACCAUCUGUUGUAGGAUUAGAGACUACUGAACUAUCAGCUGAAGAAUCAGGGACAACUGGACCACCUAUUGUAGGAGAGACAACUGUACCAUCAGCUGGAGUGACAGUUACAUCUGGAUACUCAGAUAGAGUGACUGGGGCAACUGAACCAUUGGCUGGAGUAACAGGAACCAUUAAACCAUCUGUUGCAGGAUCAGUGACAACUGGACCAUCUGUUACAGGAGUAGAGACAACUGCAAAAACUUCAUCUGGAGGAUUAAGUACAACUAUAUCGUCAGUUGGAGGAACAGGGACCACUGGACAAUCACCUGAAAGAUCAGGGACAACAGGACCAUUUACUGGAUUGACAGGGACAUCUGCACAAUCAGCUGGAGUGACAAUGACAUCUAUCCAAUCAGCUGGAGUGCUAGUAACAACAGGACUAAAUGUUGAUGGCUUAGGGACGACUGGAAAAGCUCUUAUAGGAUCAGGAACAACUGGAUUAUCAGCUGAAGCUACAGGGACAAUUGGACCAUCAACUGAAGGAUUAGAGAAAACUGGACCAUCUAUUACUGGAUCAGGAACAACCAGACCAUUAGUUACAGAAUCAUGGACAGCUGGAACUUCAUCUGGAGGACAUAGUACAACAAGUCCAUCAGUUAGAGGAACAGAGACAAUUGGACAAUCAGCUGCAGAAUCAGUGACAACAGGGCCAGUUACGGGAUACACAGAAACCUCUGGUCCAUCAGCUGGAGUGACAGUGACACCUCGGCAAUCACCUACAGUGACUCAGACAACUGGAUCAUCAGCUGCAAUAUCAGGGACAACUGUACAAUCUCUUACAGUAUCAGGGACCACUAGACCAUCAUCUGGACAAACAGAAAUAACUGGAUCAUCAGUUAAAGAAUCAGGGACAACUGAAUCAUCAGCUGUAAGGUCAGGGACUACUGGACCAACAGCUGGAGUGACAGGUACAAAUGGACCAUCAUCAGCUGGAGUGACAGGGAUAACUGGAUCAUCAGCUGGAGUGACAGGGACAACUGGAUCAUCACCUGGAGUGACAGGGACAACUGGAUCAUCUGCAAGAUCAGGGACAAGUAUACCAUCAGUUGGAAAAACAGGAACAACUAGAAUAUCAGUUGAAGAAUCAAGGACAACUAGACCAUCAGCAGGAAUAACAGGUACAAAUGGACUAUCAGCUGAAGUGACAGGGACAACUGGACCAUUAGCUGGAGUGACAGGGACAACUGGACCAUCAGCUGGAGUGACAAGGACAACUGGACUGUCAGCUGGAGAGACAGGGACAACUGGACUAUCACCUGGAGUGACAGGGACAACAAGAUCAUCAGCUGGGCUAACAGGGAAAACAGGAAUAUCAGCUGGGGUGACAGGGAAAACUAGACUGUCAGCUGAAGUGACAGGGACAACUACACUAUCAGCUGGAGUGACAGGGACAACUGGACCAUCACCUGGAGUAACAGGUACAACUGGAACACCAGCUGGGGUUACAGGGACAACUGAACUGUCAGCUGGAGUGACAGGGAAAACUAGAUCAUCAGCUGGAGUGACAGGGACAACAGGACUAUCAUCUGAAGUGACAGAAACAACCGGAUUAUCAUAUGGGGUGAAAGGGACAACUGGACUAUCAGCUGGGGCGACAGGGACAAUUGGAUCAUCAGCUGGAGUGGCAGGGACAACAAGACUAUCAGCUGGAGUGACAGGGACAAGUGGACAAUCAGCUGGAGUGGCAGGGACAACUACACUGUCAGCUGAAGUGACAGGGACAACUAGACCAUCAGCUGGGGUAACAGGGACAACAGGACUAUCAGCUGAAGUGACAGAGAUAACUGGAAUAUCAGCUGUGGUGACAGGGACAACUGGACCAUCAGCUGGGGUGACAGAGACAACUGGAUCAUCAGCUGGAGUGGCAGGGACAACAAGACUAUCAGCUGGAGUGACAGGGAUAACUGAACUAUCAGCUGGAGUGACAGGGACAACUGGACCGUCAACUGAAGUGACAGGGACAACUGGACCAUCAGCUGGGGCGACAGGGACAACUGGACUAUCAGUUGGAGUGACUGGGAUAACUGGGCUAUCAGAUGUAGUGACAGAGACAACUGGAUCAUCUGCAAGAUCAGGGACAGGUAUACCAUCAGUUGGAGAAACAAGAACAACUAGCACAUCAGUUGAAGAAUCAAGGACAACUAGACCAUCAGCUGGAAUAACGGGUACAAAUGGACUACCAGCUGAAGUGACAGGGACAACUGAACCAUUAGCUGGAGGGACAGGGACAACUGGAAUAUUAGCUGGGGUGACAGGGACAACUGGACUAUCAGCUGGGGAGACAGGGAAAACUGGAUCAUCAGCUGGGGAGACAGGGAAAACUGGAUCAUCAGCAAGAGUGACAGGAAAAACUGGACCAUCAGCAGAAGUAACAGGGAAAACUGGACUAUCAGCUGGAGUGAUGGGGACAACGGGACUAUCACCUGGAGUGACAGGGACAAGUGGAAUAUCAGCUGAAGUGACAGGGACAACUGGCCCAUCAGCUGAAGCUACAGGGCUACCUGGAGUAUCAGCUGGGGUGACAGGGACAAUUGGAUCAUCAGCUGAGGUGACAGGGACAACUGGACUAUCAGCUGGGGUGACAGGGAUAGCUGGACUCUCAGCUGGGGUGACAGGGAUAACUGGACCAUCAGCUGGAGUGACAGGGACAACUACAGUAUCAGCUGGAGUAACAGGGACAACUGGACUAUCAGCUGAAGCAACAGAGAUAACUGGACUAUCAGCUGGGGUGACAGGGACAACUGGACUAUCUGCUGGAGUGACAGAGACAAUUAGUCUAUCAGCUGAGGUGACAGGGACAAUUAGAUCAUCAGCUGGGGUAACAGGGGUAACUGGACUAUCAGCUGGAGUGACAGGGACACCUGGACCAUCAGCUGGUGUGACAGGGUCAACUGGACUAUUAGCUGGGGUGACAGAGACAACUGGACAGUCAGCUAAAGUGACAGGGACAACUGGACAAUCUAUUGGAGUGACAGGGACAACUAGAUCAUCAGGUGGAGUGACAGGGAUAACUGGACUAUCAGCUGGAGUGACAGGGACAAAUGGACUAUCAGCUGUGGUGACAGGGAUGACUGGACUAUCAGCUGAGGUGACAGGGACAACUGGACUAUCAGUUGGGGUGACAGGGAUAGCUGGACUCUCAGCUGGAGUGACAGGGAUAACUGGACCAUCAGCUGGAAUAACAGGGACAAGUACCAUAUCAGCUGGAGUAACAGGGACAACUGGACUAUCAGCUGAAGCAACAGGGAUAACUGGACUAUCGGCUGGGGUGACAGGGAAAACUGGACCAUCUGCUGGAGUGACAGAGACAAUUGGACUAUCAGCUGAAGCAACAGGGACAAUUGGGUCAUCAGCUGGGGUGACAGGGACAACUGGAUCAUCAACUGGGGUGACAGGGAUAACUGGAUUAUCAGCUGGAGUGACAGGGACAACUGGAUUGUCAACUGAAGUGACAGGAACAACUGGACCAUCAGCUGGGGUGACAAGGACUACUGGACUAUCAGCUGGAGUGACUGGGAUAACUGGGCUAUCAGCUAUAGUGACAGAGACAAUUGGAUCAUCCGCAAGAUUAGGGACAAGUAUCCCAUCAGUUGGAGAAACAGGAACAACUAGGACAUCAGUUGAAGAAUCAAGGACAACUAGACCAUCAGCUGGAAUAAUGGGUACGAAUGGACUAUCAACUGAAGUGACAGGGACAAUUGGACCAUUAGCUGGAGGGACAGGGACAACUGUACUAUCAGCUGGGGUGACAGGAACAAUUGGAUCAUCAGCUGUGGUGACAGGGACAACUGGACUAUCAGCUGGAGUCACAGGGACAACUGGACCAUCAGCUGAAGAGACAGGGGCAACUGGACCAGCAGCCAAAGUGACAGGGACAACUGGACCAUCAGCUGGGGUGAAAGGGACAGGUAGACUAUCAGCUGAAGUGACAGGGACAACUGGACCAUCCGCUGGGGUGACAGGGACAGGUAGACUAUCAGCUGAAGUGACAGGGACAACUGGCCCAUCAGCUGAAGUGACAGGGCUAUCUGGAGAAUCAGCUGAGGUGACAGGGACAAUUGGAUCACCAGCUGGAGUGACAGGGACAACUCAGCUAUCAGCUGUGGUGACAGGGAUAAGUGGACUAUCAGCUGAGGUGACAGGGACAACUGGACUAUCAGCUGGGGUGACAGGGAUAACUGGACUAUCAGCUGAGGUGACAAGGACAACUGGACUAUCAGCUGGGGUGACAGGGACAAUUGGACUAUCAGCUGGGGUGACAGGGACAACCAGACCAUCAGCUGGAGUGACAGGGACAACUGGGCAAUCAGCUGAAGUGACAGGGACAACCGAACCAUCAGCUGGAUUGACAGAGACAACUGGAUCAUCAACUGGGGUGACAGGGGCAACUGGACCAUUAGCUGGAGUGACAGGGACAACUGGAAUAUCAACUGAAGUGACAGGGACAACUGGACCAUCAGCUGGGGUGACAGGGACAACUGGACUAUCAGCUGGAGUGACUGGGAUAACUGGGCUAUCAGCUAUAGUGACAGAGACAACUGGAUCAUCUGCAAGAUCAGGGACAAGUACACCAUCAGUUGGAGAAACAGGAACAACUAGAACAUCAGUUGAAGAAUCAAGGACAACUAGACCAUCAGCAGGAAUAACAGGUACAAAUGGACAAUCAGCUGAAGUGACAGGGAUAACUGGACCAUUAGCUGGAGUGACAGGGACACCUGGAAUAUCAGCUGGGGUGACAGGGACAACUGGACUAUCAGCUGGGGUGACAGGGACUAUUGGAUCAUCAGCUGUGGUGACAGGGAUAAAUGGACUAUCAGCAGGAGUGACAGGGACAACUGGACCAUCAGCUGAAGUCACAGGGACAACUGGACCAUCAGGUGGACUGACAGGGACAAGUGGACCAUCAGGUGUAGUGACAGGGACAACUGGCCCAUCAGCUGAAGUGACAGGGACAACUCGGCUAUCAGCUGUGGUGACAGGGAUAAGUGGACUAUCAGCUGAGGUGACAGGGACAACUGGACUAUCAGCUGGGGUGACAGGGAUAGCUGGACUCUCAGUUGGGGUGACAGAGACAAUUGGACUAUCAGCUGGAGUGACAGGGACAAUUGGAUCAUCAGCUGUGGUGACAGGUACAAAUGGACUAUCAGCUGAAGCGACAGGGACAACUGGACUAUCAGCUGUGCUGUCAAGGACAACUGGGCCCUCAGCUGUGGUGACAGAGACAACUGGAUCAACUGGGGUGACAAGCAUAACUGGACUAUCAGCUGGAGUGACAGGGACAACUGGACUGUCGGCUGAAGUGACAGGGACAAUUGGACCAUUAGCUGGAGUGACAGGGACAACUGGAUUAUCAGCUGGGGUGACAGGGACAACUGGACUAUCAGCUAGGGUGACAGAGAGUACUGGAGUAUCAGCUGGGGUGACAGGGACAACUGGACUAUCAGCUGAAGUGACAGGUAUAAAUGGACUAUCAGCAGGAGUGACAGGGACCACUGGACCAUCAGCUGAAGAGACAGGGGCAACUGGACCAUCAGCUGAAGUGACAGGGACAACUGGAACAUCAGCUGAAGAGACAGGGGCAACUGGACCAUCAGCUGAAGUCACAGGGACAACUGGACCAUCAGGUGGAGUGACAGGGACAAAUGGACUAUCAGCUGAAGUGACAGCAACAACUGGCCCAUCAGCUGAAGUGACAGGGCUACCUGGAGUAUCAGCUGGGGUGACAGGGACAAUUGGAUCACCAGCUGCAGUGACAGGGACAAUUCGGCCAUCAGCUGUGGUGACAGGGAUAACUGGACUACCAGCUGAGGUGACAGGGACAACUGGACUAUCAGCUGGGGUGACAGGGAUAGCUGGACUCUCAGCUGGGGUGACAGAGGCAAUUGGAUCAUCAGCUGGGCUGACAGGUACAAAUGGACUAUCAGCUGAAGCAACAGGGACAACUGGACCAUCAGCUGGAGUGACAGGGACAACUGGACUAUCAGCUGGGGUGACAGGGACAGCUGGACUAUCAGCUAGGGUGACAGAGAGUACUGGACUAUCAGCUGGGGUGACAGGGACAACUGGACUAUCAGCUGGGGUGACAGGGAUAGCUGGACUCUCAGCUGGGGUGACAGAGGCAAUUGGAUCAUCAGCUGGGCUGACAGGUACAAAUGGACUAUCAGCUGAAGCAACAGGGACAACUGGACCAUCAGCUGGAGUGACAGGGACAACUGGACUAUCAGCUGGGGUGACAGGGACAGCUGGACUAUCAGCUAGGGUGACAGAGAGUACUGGACUAUCAGCUGGGGUGACAGGGACAAUUGGAUCAUCAGCUGUGGUGACAGGGACAACUGGACUGUCAGCAGGAGUGACAGGGACAACUGUACCAUCAGCUGGAAUAACAGGUACAAAUGGACUAUCAGCUGAAGUGACAGGGACAACUGGACCAUUAGCUGGAGUGACAGGGACAACUGGACUAUCAGCUGGGGUGACAGGGAUAGCUGGGCUCUCAGCUGGGCUAACAGAGAGUACUGGACUAUCAGCUGGGGUGACAGGGACAAUUGGAUCAUCAGCUGUGGUGACAGGUAUAAAUGGACUAUCAGCAGGAGUGACAGGGACCACUGGACCAUCAGCUGAAGAGACAGGGGCAACUGGGCCAUCAGCUGAAGUCACAGGGACAACUGGACCAUCAGGUGGAGUGACAGGGACAAGUGGAAUAUCAGCUGAAGUGACAGGAACAACUGGCCCAUCAGCUGAAGUGACAGGGCUACCUGGAGUAUCAGCUGGGGUGACAGGGACAAUUGGGUCACCAGCUGCAGUGACAGGGACAACUCGGCCAUCAGCUGUGGUGACAAGGAUAACUGGACUAUCAGCUGAGGUGACAGGGACAACUGGACUAUCAGCUGGGGUGACAGAGACAAUUGGAUCAUCAGCUGGGGUGACAGGUACAAAUGGACUAUCAGCUGAAGCAACAGAGACAACCGGACCAUCAGCUCGAGUGACAGGGACAACUGGACUAUCAGCUGGGGUGACAGGGACAACUGGACUAUCAGCUGGGGUGACAGGGAGAAUUAGAUCAUCAGCUGUGGUGACAGGGACAACUGGACUAUCAGCUGGGGUGACAGGGACAACUGGACCAUCAGCUGGAAUAACAGGUACAAAUGGACUAUCAGCUGCGGUGACAGGGACAACUGGACUAUCAGCUAGGGUGACAGAGAGUACUGGACUAUCAGCUGGGGUGACAGGGACAAUUGGAUCAUCAGCUGUGGUGACAGAGACAACUAGACUUUCAGCUGGAGUCACAGGGACAAUUGGACCAUCAGCUGAAGAGACAGGGGCAACUGGACUAUCAGCAGAAGUGACAGGGACAACUGGGCUAUCAGCUGGGGUGACAGGGACAAUUGGAUCAUCAGCUGCGGUGACAGGGACAACUGGACUAUCAGCUGGAAUAACAGGUACAAAUGGACUAUCAGCUGAAGUGACAGGGACAGCUGGACCAUUAGCUGGAGUGACAGGGACAACUGGACUAUCAGCUGGGGUGACAGGGACAACUGGACCAUUAGCUGGAGUGACAGGGACAACUGGCCUAUCAGCUGGGGUGACAGGGACAACUGGACUAUCAGCUGGGGUGACAGAGACAACUGGACAAUCAGCUGGGGUGACAGAGAGUACUGGACUAUCAGCUGGGGUGAUAGGGACAAUUGGAUCAUCGGCUGUGGUGACAGGGAUAAAUGGACUAUUAGCAGGAGUGACAGUGACAACUGGACCAUCAGCUGAAGAGACAGGGGCAACUGGACCAUCAGCUGAAGUCACAGGGACAACUGGACCAUCAGUUGGAGUGACAGGGACAAGUGGACUAUCAGUUGAAGUGACAGGAACAACUGGCCCAUCAGCUGAAGUGACAGGGCUACCCGGAGUAUCAGCUGGGGUGACAGGGACAAUUGGAUCAACAGCUGCAGUGAGAGGGGCAACUCGGCCAUCAGCUGUGGUGACAGAGAUAAGUGGACUAUCAGCUGAGGUGACAGGGACAACUGGACUAUCAGCUGGGGUGACAGGGAUAGCUGGACUCUCAGCUGGGGUGACAGACACAAUUGGAUCAUCAGCUGGGGUGACAGGUACAAAUGGACUAUCAGCUGAAGCAACAGGGACAACUGGACCAUCAGCUGGAGUGACAGGGACAACUGGACUAUCAGCUGUGGUGACAGGGACAACUGGACUAUCUGCUGGGGUGACAGAGACAAUUGGACUAUCAGCUGGGGUGACAGGGACUAUUGGAUCAUCAGCUGGAGUGACAGGGACAACUGGACCAUCAGCUGCUGUGACUGGGUCAGCUGGACUAUCAACUGGGGUGACAGGGACAACUGGACAGUCAGCUGAAGUGACAGGGGCAACUGGACAAUCUGUUGGAGUGACAGGGACAACUAGAUCAUCAGGUGGAGUGACAGGGAUAACUGGACUAUCAGCAGGAUUGAGAGGGACAACUGUUUCAUCUGCAAAAUUAGGGACAAAUAUACCAUUGACUGGAAAAACAGGAACAACUAGAACAUCAGUUGAAGAAUCAACAACAACUGGACCAUCAGCUGGAAUAACAGGUACAAAUGGACUAUCAGCUGAAACGACAGGGACAAAUGAACUAUCAGCUGGGGUGACAGGGACAAUUGGAUCAUCAGCUGGAGUGACAGGGACAACUGGACUGUCAGUUGAAGCAACAGUGAGAACUGGACUAUCAGCUGGAGUGACAGGGACAACUGUCCCAUUGGCUGGGGUAACAGGGACAACCGAACCAUCCGCUGGAGUGACAGGAAUAGCUGCACUAUCUGCUGGAGUGACAGGGAAAACUGGACUAUCAGCUGGAGUGACAGGGAAAACAGGACUAUCAGCUGGAGUGACAGGGACAACUGGACCGUCAGCUGAAGCAACAGGGAAAACUGGACUAUCAGCUGGAGUGACAGGGAUCACUGGACCAUUUGCUGAAGUGACAGGGACAACUGGAUUAUCAGCUGGGGUGACAGGGACCACUGGAUCAUCAGCUGAAGUGACAGGAAUAACUGGACUAUCAGCUGGGGUGACAGGGAAAACUAGAUCAUCAGCUGGGGUAACAGGGACAACUGGAUUAUCUGCAAAAUCUGGGACAAGUAUACCAUCAGCUGCAAAAACAGGAACAACCAAAACAUCAGUUGAAGAAUCAAGGACAACUAGACCAUCAGCUGGAAUAACAGCUACAACUGGAGUGCCUGCUGCAACUUCCCCAGGAGCUGAAGGUGAAAGCAUAGCUUCCACGUCAGUUGCCACGGGAGCCAUCCCUCGGUCAACAAUUGCACCAGGAAGUACCACUACUGGUACCGCUGGGGUAACCACUGGCACAACUCUUGCCCCUAGAAGUUUCAACAUAGGAACUUCUGGUGGAAUUUCUGGGAAAACCCUCAAACCUGGAAGUUAUGUCUCAGAGGCUACAACUGCUACAGGGACUCCUGGAGCAGGACCGUCAGGAGGCACCACUAUCAUUUCUCCUGAAGUCAGUACCAUUUCAGAAGUUUCCAACACAGGUAUCACUGGAGUAGGCUCUGAGACAUCUGUUGAAACAGGAAUUUCCAACACAGCUACGACUGGGGUGGCUCCUGGCACAACCCUUGCCCCUGGCAGUUCCAGUACAGAGGCCACAACUUCCAUAGGAGGAAGUGCAUCAACAAGAGGAGGAAUAGCCACAGAAGCCACAGGUUCCACAAGAAGGGUCAGGACCACUGGAUCAGAAGCUCCAGAAGGUACUUCUGGAGAAUUCUCUGGGACAACCAUUUCAUCUGGAGGCUUCCACACAGAAGCCACAACUCUCACAGGAGGUAGGGGCAGUAUUGGAACUGAAUCCAGAGCAGAGUCCACAACUUCCCUACAAGAAAGUGCAAAAACAAGAGGUGGAAUACUGACAGAGGCCACAAGUUCCACAGGAAGGAUCAGGGCGACCGGAUCAGAAGCUCCAGGAGGUACCUCCGGUAAAUUCUCUGGGACAACCAUUUCAUCUGGAGGUUCCCACACAGAGGCCACAACUCUCGCAGGUGGCAGGGACAGCACUGAAAGUGAAUUCAGAACAGCCACCAUUGGAGUAGUUCCUGCUACAACUGUUGCUCCUGGCAGUUCCAAGACAGAGGCCACCACUUUCCUAGGAGUAAGUGGAACAAUAAGUGUUGGAAGAGCCACGGGUAUUACCGUUGUAGUCUCUGGAAAAACACUGAAACCUGGAAGUUACAAGACAGGGGCCACAACUUCCAUAACAGGGAGUGACACCAGCCAAGCAGAGCAUCCAGGAGGUACUUCUGGUGAAUUCCCAGGAACAACCAUUACAUCUGGAGAUUCCCACACAGAGGCCACAGCUCUAACAGGAAGCAGGGGCAGUAUUGGAACUGAAUCCACAGUAGAGACCACAACAUACAUUGGAGAAAGUGGGACCACAAGAGGUGGAUUAGCCACAGCUACCACUGGGGCAUUCUCUGGAAAGACUCUGGAACCUGGGAAUGACAACACAGAGGCCACAGGUUCCACAGGAGGGAUCAGGGCCACCAGAACAGAAGCUCCAGGAGGUACCUCUGGCGAAUUCCCAGGGACAACAUUUACAUCUGGAGGUUCCCACACAGAGGCCACAACUUUCACAGGAGGCAAGGGCAGUACUGGAACUGAAUCCAGAGCAGCCACCACUAGGGCAGCUCCUGGCACAACUCUUGUCCCUGGCAGUUCCAAUACAGGGGCCACAGCUUCCCCAGGUGGAAGUGCAACGACAAGAGGUAGAAUAACCACCGCUACCACUGGGGCUUUCUCUGGAAAGACUCUGGAAUCUGAGAAUGACAACACAGAGGCCACAAGUUCCACCAGAGGGGUCAGGACCACCGUGUCAGAAGCUCCAGGAGGUACUUCUGGUGAAUUCCCUGGGACAAGAAUUACAUCUGGAGGUUCCUACACAGUGGCCACAACUUUAACAGGAGGCAAGGGCAGUACUGGAACUGAAUCCAGAGCAGCCACCACCAGGGCAGCUCCUGGCACAACUCUUGCCCCUGGCAGUUCCAACACGGGGGCCACAGCUUCCCUAGGUGGAAGUGCAUUGACAAGAGGUAGAAUAACCACCGCUACCACUGGGGCUUUCUCUGGAAAGACUCUGGAACCUGGGAACAACAACACAGAGGCCACAAGUUCCACCAGAGGGAUCAGGACCACCAGAUCAGAAGCUCCAGGAGGGACUUCCGGUAAAUUCUCUGGGACAACCGUUUUAUUGGGAGGUUCCAGCACAGAGGCCACAACUCUCACAGGAGACAGGAGCAGUACCGGAAGUGAAUCCAGAACAGCCACCACUGGAGUAGCUCCUGGCACAACUGUUGCCCCUGGCAGUUCCAAGACAGAGGCCACCACUUUCCUAGGAGUAAGUGGAACAACAAGCAUUGGAAGAGCCACGGGUGCCGCAACUUCCAUAGUAGGGAGUGACACCAGCCAAGCAGAACGUCCAGGAGGUACAACUGUGGUUUCACCUGGAGCCAGCAGCAGUUCACAGAGCUCCAGGCCAGGCACCUCUGUCACACCAGAGAGUUCAGCAUCUGAAAGUGAAACAGGCACCCCUGCAGCCUCAGGAGGCCAAGCAACUGGGAGCCUGACAGCCACCACUGGGGUAGCUCCUGGCACAACUGUUGCACCUGGCAAUUCCAACACAGAGGCCACAACUUCUGUAGGAGAAAGAGAAACAACAAAAGCUGAAAUAAUCACAGGUACUACUGAGGGCAUCUCUGGGAAAACUCUGGAAGCUGGAAGUGCCCACACAGAGGCCACAACUUUCCCAGGAGGCAGCGGGACUACCCGAGCAGGAUCACCUGGAGGUGACACUGGAGAAUUAUCUGGAACAACCAUUAUAUCUGAAAAUUCCACCACAGCAGGCAUCACUGCAGCAACAGGGAAGCAAGCAGGCACCUCGGAGUUAGCUCCUGCCACAACAGUUGCCCCAGGAAGUUUCAGCACAGCAGCCACAACUUCUCCUGGAGCAAGUGGAAUGACUGGGGUUACAACAACUACAAAGACCACAACUUCCCUAGGAGGAAGUGGCACCACUGGAGCAGAAAUAAAAUCAGCCACCACUGGAGCACCAGGAAGUAGGACAGGCACAACUGGAGUGCCCUCUGCUACAACAGUCUCCCCUGGGAGCUCCAACUCAGAGGCCACAACUUCUGUAGGAGAAAGUGGAAAAACAGGAGCUGAAACAAUCACAGGUACUACUGAGGGCAUCUCUGGCAGAACUCUGGAGGCUAAAAGUGCCCACACAGAGGCCACAACUUUCCCAGGAGGCAGUGGAACCACCCAAGCAGGACCACCCGGAGUUACCACUGGAGAAUUGUCUGGAACGAACUUUAUAUCUGGAAGUUCUAACACAGAGGCCACCACUUCCACAGAACGGACUGGUACUUCUGGAACUGGAUUCAAAACUGGCACCUCAGAGGUAGCUCCUGCCACAACAGUUGCCCCAGGAAGUUUCAGCACAGCAGCCACAACUUCUCCUGGAGCAAGUGGAAUGACUGGGGUUGCAACAACUACAAAGACCACAACUUCCCUAGGAGGAAGUGGCACCACUGGAGCAGAAAUAAAAUUAGUAGGAACCACCACUACAGCACCAGAAAGUAGGACAGCUGGAGUGCCCUCUGGCACAAGAGUCACCCCUGGGAGCUCCAACUCAGAGGCCACAACUUCUGUAGAAGAAAGCAGAAUAACAAGAGCUGAAGUAAUCACAGAGGCCACAACUUUCUCAGGAGGCAGCGGGGCCACCCAAGCAGGAUUACCCAGAGGUACCACUGGAGAAUUUUCUGGAACGACCAUUAUAUCUGGAAGUUCUAACACAGAGGCCACCACUUCCACAGAAGGGACAGGUACUUCUGGAACUGGAUUCAAAAUUGCAGGCAUCACUUCUGCCCCAGGGAAACAAGCAGGCACCUCUGGGGUAUCUCUUGCCACAACAGUUGCCCCUGGAAGUUUCAGCACAGCAGCCACAACUUCUUCUGGAGCAAGUGGAAUAACUGGGGCUGGCCCCACCUCAGAGACCAAAACUUCCCUAGGAGGAAGUGGUACCACUGGAGCAGAAAUAAAAUCAGCUGCAGUGCCCUCUGGUACAACAGUUGCCCCUGGGAGCUCCAACUCAGAAGCCACAACUUCUGUAGGAGAAAAUGGAAAAACAAGAGGUGAAAUAAUCACAGGUACUACCGAGGGCACCUCUGGCAAAGUUCUGGAACCUGGAAGUGCCCACACAGAGGCCACAACUUUCCCAGGAGGCAGUGGGAUUACCCGAGCAGGACUGCCAGGAGGUACCACUGGAGAAUUGUCUAGAACAACCAUUAUACCUGGAAGUUCUAACACAGAGGCCACGACUUCCACAAAAGGGACUGGUACUUCUGGAACUGGCUUCAAAACUGGCACCUCUCGGGUGGCACCUGGCACAACAGUUUCCCCUGGAAGUUUCAGCACAGCCACAAUUUCCCCUGGAGCAAGUAGAACGACUGGGGCUGGACCUGCUGCAGAAACCACAACUUCCCUAGAAGGAGGUGGCACCACUGGAGCAGAAAUGAAAUCAGGAGCCACCUCCAGAGUACCGGGAAGUAAGACAGGCACAGCUGGAGUGCCCUCUGCUACAACAAUUGCCCCUGGGAGCUCCAACUCAGAGGCCACGACUUCUUUAGGAGAAAGUGGAAAAACAAGAGCUGAAACAAUCACAGGUACUACUGAGGGUAAAACUCUGGCAGCUGGAAGUGCCCACACAGAGGCCACAACUUUCUCAGGAGGCAGUGGGACCACCCGAGCAGGACCACCGGGCGGCACUUCUGGCACAUCAGGAGGAUAUGUCCCUGGAAGGGAAACAGAGCCCACAACUUCCAUUGAAGAAACUGGAACUUCCAGAACUAUAUUCAAAACUGUAGGCAUCACUUCAGCCCCAGGGAGGCAAGCAGGCACCUCUGUGGUGGCGCCUAGCACAACAGUUGCCCCUGGAAGUUUCAGCACAGCAGCCACAACUUCUCCUGGAGCAAGUGGAAUGACUGGGGUUAGAACCACUUCAAAGACUACAACUUCCCUAGGUGGAACUGGCACCACUAGAACUGAAAUAAAAUCAGGAGCCACCACUGGAACACCAGGAAUUAAGACAGAUAUCAUGGGAGAAUCUUCUAGAACGACCAUUCUAUCUGGAAGUUCUAACACAGAGGCCACAAAUUCCAUUGAAGAGACUGGUACUUCUGGAACUGGAUUCAAAACCGCAGGCAUCACUGCAGCACCAGGAAAGCAAGCAGGCACCUCUGGGGUGGCACCUGGCACAACAGUUGCCCCUGGAAGUUUCAGCACAGCAGCUACAACUUCUCCUGGAGCAAGUGGAGUGACUGGCACUGGACCCACUGCAGAGACCACAACUUUCCUAGGAGGAAGUAGCACCACUGGAGCAGAAAUAAAAUCAGGAGCCACCACUGGAGCACCAGGAAGUAAGACAGGCACAGCUAAAGUGCUCUCUGGUACGACAGUUGCCCCUGGGAGCUCCAACUCAGAGGCUACAACUUUCUCUGGAAUCACUGAAGCAGUAACAGUCCCAAGAUCUAUGACCACUGCACUGGGGAGCCAACUCUCCAGCAGUCAAACAGUGAUUCCAGGUUCCAGUGGCAUCAUCUCUCACACAACUGUUGCACCUGGAAGUUCUGUUACAGGAACCACCACUGGUGCAUCAGAUGAUCAAGUCACUGGAAGUAAAACAGGCACUACUGGUGUGGCCUUAAGCACAACUGUUGCACCUGGAAGUUCCAGCACAGAAGCCACAACUUCCACAGGAGUCCAUAGAACCACUGUAGUGGGACGGAAGACAGGAGCUACCACUAGAGGGUCAGCAAAGCAAGGAACUAGAAGCACAAUAGAAGCUAUGACGUCCUUUAGAGGCACUGGGAUGACAGGAAGUGGAAUGAAUACAGGUACUACUGGAGUGGUCUCUGGCAACACCAUCUCACCUAGCAGUUUCAACACAGAAGCUACCAGUGGCACAUCUGAGAGGCCAAACCCUGGAAGUGAAAUAGGCACCACUGGCAUAGUCUCUGGCACAACAGUUGCACCUGGAAGUUCCAACACAGAAGCCACAACUUCUUUGGGCAAUGGUGGAACCACUGAGGCUGGAAGUAAAAUAGUUACCACUGGGAUAACUACUGGCACGACCAUUGUACCUGGGAGUUUCAACACAAAGGCUACGACUUCUACAGACUUUGGAGUUGCCACUGGAGUUGGAAUGGCAACUGGGAUCACCAACAUAAUUUCAGGGAGAAGCCAACCUACAGGAAGUAAAACAGGCUACACUGUAACAGGCUCUGGAACAACAGCCUUACCUGGAGGUUUCAGAACAGAGGCCACAACUUUUAAAGGUGAUGUUGGAACCACUGAAGCAGAAAUUUCAUCAGGCAAUACCCCAGGAUCAACGGGAGUCACCAGCAGCCAAGAAGGAACCACUGUGGUAUCAAGUGGAAUCACUGGAAUCCCAGAAACUUCCAUCUCAGGUCCUUCCAAGGAAGCAUCUGACAAAACCACUGCUCCUGGACCUCCUACUACAGUCACUGCUUCCACAGGAGUCAAAGAAACUUCUGAAACUGGAGUGCAAACAGGCUCUACCUUGGUUACAGCUGGAAUGACAACAAGACCACAAGUAUCCCAGCCAGAAACCACUGUCGUGGCAACCAGAGAAGUAGAAACUGAAAAUAAAACAGAAUGUCUAGCCUCACUUCCACCAGCUCCAGUUUGUCACGGUCCAUUGGGAGAAGAGAAAUCUCCUGGAGACAUAUGGACUGCCAAUUGCCACAGAUGUACCUGUACUGAUGCAAAGACUAUAGACUGUAAACCUGAGGAGUGCCCUUCUCCACCCACAUGCAAAACCGGCGAGAAGCUUGUGAAGUUCCAAUCUAAUGACACCUGCUGUGAAAUCGGAUACUGUGAACCAAGAACAUGUUUAUUUAACAAUACUGACUAUGAGAUUGGUGCUUCAUUCGAUGACCCCAGCAACCCCUGUGUCUCCUACUCCUGCAAAGACACUGGCUUUGCUGCAGUAGUCCAGGACUGCCCAAAGCAAACCUGGUGUGCAGAAGAAGACAGAAUCUAUGAUUCAAAAAAAUGUUGCUAUACAUGUAAGAAUAAUUGCAGAUCUUCCGUUGUAAAUGUGACUGUUAUCUACAGUGGUUGCAAGAAAAGAGUUCAGAUGGCAAAAUGCACAGGGGAAUGUGAAAAGACUGCCAAGUACAAUUAUGAUAUCUUACUCUUGGAACAUUCAUGCCUUUGCUGCCGAGAAGAAAACUAUGAACUCAGAGACAUUGUACUUGACUGUCCUGAUGGCAGUACAAUCCCUUACCAAUACAAGCAUAUCACGACCUGCUCUUGUUUAGACAUAUGCCAACCAUAUACGACCUUCAUGUACAGUUAAUGCUGACAUCACCUUCCCAGUUUUAACAGGCCUGGUAUUUAUUUUAUAAGUGAGGAAAAAUAAUCAUUUAAAAAGUGAGAAUAAACUAAACAAUGUGAGAAUAACUCAAAACAA
Pan troglodytes (chimpanzee) is the source of this 25568-nucleotide messenger RNA. It is a transcript of the gene MUC19, whose product is annotated as mucin 19, oligomeric. The record is from RefSeq and is a predicted model, not a curated record. The coding region runs from base 90 to 25454 and encodes 8454 amino acids. The transcript is spliced from 192 exons. Gene Ontology annotation, molecular function: protein binding. Lineage: Eukaryota; Metazoa; Chordata; Mammalia; Primates; Hominidae.